This is a messenger RNA of Mercenaria mercenaria, 3906 nucleotides long. Its product is annotated as ADP-ribosylation factor D-like. The record is from RefSeq and is a predicted model, not a curated record. Gene Ontology annotation, biological process: intracellular protein transport; vesicle-mediated transport. The transcript is spliced from 4 exons. The coding region runs from base 647 to 1693 and encodes 348 amino acids. Lineage: Eukaryota; Metazoa; Mollusca; Bivalvia; Venerida; Veneridae. Gene Ontology annotation, cellular component: cytoplasm. Gene Ontology annotation, molecular function: GTP binding; GTPase activity.
CUUCUUUUGACAAUUUUGUCGGGUAGGCGUUAUCCUAGAUAUAUCUCGCUGUAAUUGUUAAAAUCGGGGUUAUUUUAGCAUUAUAGGUGAUUCAGAAGCGAUUUUACCAAUUGCAUAAAGUAUGUAGUACUUGAGUAGAAUAAGCAAUUAUUGAACUAAUUCUAGCGGAACAUAUAAAAUAGAAUGUGUAUUUAAUGGCUUAAUACUUCGAUCAUAAACGCGGCUUCCAUUAAAGUAAAUAUGACAGCAAAGUUAUAAUUGACCAGUGGGUUUGGAAUUUAUUCAUCGCGUAGAUCUGUCAAUAAUGGUGUAUUAUUUUUGAUCGGUGUUGAAAGGGCAUUUUGUUAAAUGUACACUUUUUAAGUUCAAUUUUCGCUGAAGGAAAGUCGGCGUUGACCAAACAAUUCUUCGUAUGUGCAUGUCGGUGUGGACUAUACAGUGGAUAUGUGAAUAAAUUAUGAAAUUCUGAAUGGAACUAAUAGCAUCUAUGAACUAUCUAGUUAGCAAUUAAACUGAAGGACAGUUCUUUGUUGAAGUGCCGGCUAAGUGCGAGGCACAUCAAGUUUUUGCAAUCUCGGCGCGUUCUGGAAGUUAUUAGCAGAGCUGUGUUAGUCCAUAUAACGCUGCUUAAAACUACUCGGCAGCGAUGGGGAACCUACUGGAAAAAAUCCAAAGCUGCCGACACCGGAUGAAGAAUCUAACAAACGUGUUUGAUGGUCGGGAACCAAGAGUGCUUAUGCUUGGAUUGGAUAGUGCAGGCAAGACAACAAUUUUGUACAAGGCAAAACUUGACGACACAAUAUUUGCGAAUGUGCCUCCGCGGGGAAUCAACAUUGAACUGAUGACACCGCGGCGAGGUGCGAGGAUACAGGUCUACGAUAUGCCCGGAAGUAAACUCACACGAUACCUGUGGUCAAACUGGUUUAAAUGUACAGAAGCUGUUGUGUACGUGGUAGACAGUGCAGACAGUGUGCGGAUAGACGAGGCCAAGUUCGAGCUUCAUGAGCUGCUGCAGUCACGUGACCUUAGGCGCGUUCCCCUCAUUGUUGUUGCUAAUAAACAAGAUUCUGAUGGUGCUAUGAAUACAGAAGUCAUCAGCGCGGAGUUAGACCUUACCUCCAUCCAGGAUCGUGAUUGGUCAAUCCAUGGAACGUACGCACUCAAAGGCACGGGAAUCAAGCAAGUAUUCCAAGACGUUGUAGACAAAAUCAAGGCGUUCAGACAUUACAAAAGUGGUCUGGUUGUGAAAGAUGUAAAGAGCAAACAAAAAGUUGAAAAAUCGAAAGGUGUCCAAGGUGAAACUAAUAUAGAAUUUACUGAUAUUGAAAUUAAAGAUGCGAAUGAUAAUGAGAAAACCCACUCAUUGUUUGAAUCAAUUAAGAAACAAGAUGAGUUAAAGGGUGAAGAGACUGUGUCUGCGACAAACAGUAACGGUAGUACAGACAGUAACCCAGCGGAAUACGAUAGACCCCCGCCAGAGUUUGACAUGUCUCCUGAAGAAGAGGACAUGAAAGCACCAGAUACUGUUGAUGAUGUUGAAUCUGAUAAAAGUGACGCAAAUGUAAAAGUGACUGAUUUGGACGAAGAUUCUUCUGAUUCAGACACAGACAGCGUAAAUGACAAGAACGGUGAGAGUAAUGAAAUCGGUAGCGUGUUCGAGUUCGAGGCAAAUGCCCCAGUUGCUGUAGUGUAAUAAAACUUAAUACGUCGCGGAGGCGUUUAUCGUAUGAAUUUAUUUUGCGGUUGCAAUACGUGACCUUCCUUAUCAACAUUUAUGCCUUUGCCUGUUGUAUUCUCAACUCGGAAAUGUAUUGCAAAAUUCAAGUGUGGUUUCACCUUGGAUAAAUGCUUUUCAGCCCAUGUUCAACCUCUAUGUCAGACAUGUCAUGCUCCAAUUCUAUCCCCGAAACGACAAUCACUUUGACAAUCUUACGCUCAUUGUGAUGAGUUUACUUUCAACAACCGGAGAGAAGAAACGAUAUACAAGUCAGUGCUUUCAAAAGAAUAACAUUUCGAAAUACACGUGGUACUCACAUCAACACAGAUCGGAUAGCUUCACGGUUUUCGCCCAAGGAAGCAGAUAUGUUUUGAAAAUUCUUGUGCGUUGUGAUUUUGUAUUCCAGAGCUCCGAGACUUCGUUUAAUUGUAUUCUGUGUCUUUUGUAAGGCAUUGAGUAUAAAUAAUAACAUGAUCUGCAUUUUCACAGAAAAAAAAGAAUCCAGUUGAAAAGAACUGUUAAUGAUUUUGAGAUUGUUGCACCGAUUGAUGGCACGAAACUAAUAGCGUGUGUGAUAUUGAGAUUGUUGCACCGCUGGGUGCACGAAACUAAUAUCGUGUGAUAUAUUGAGAUUGUUGCACCGCUGGGUGCACGAAACUAAUAGCGUGUGUGAUAUUGAGAUUGUUGCACCGCUGGGUGCACGAAAUUAAUAGCGUGUGUAAUAUUGAGAUUGUUGCACCGCUGGGUGCACGAAACUAAUAGCGUGUGUGAUAUUGAGAUUGUUGCUAUUACGGAAAAAAAUAGCCAGGCCUUAUCUUUCAAUACAGCUGCGAUGUUUAAUGCCAAAAUGUACUAUAUGACGCAGGUGCGACAUACAAGUAUCCGGCACCAGCUCUUUCAUUUUGUUCUCAGGAGAAUAUAGGAUACUGAAUAGUUCUUGCUUACUAAAUCUUUAAUUAUUAAUGUGAUUAUAUUUGAUCUUUAACUGAACGUAUUAACAUUUGACUACGAUGUUAAGAUCAGAUUCCAUCAAAAUUGAUUUGAAAUUAAUUGAAGUAUCCGCAAAAAAAUGAACUGCAUUUAUUAUGGAUUUUUGUUUAAGAAUAAACUGUUGCCAUACAUGUGUACAGCAAACUUUGACAUUCUGUCUGUUAUAGACAACAAACACGCACAGUUUGAACAAGAAAGUUCUCAUUGUUUUUCGAAAGAGCCUCUGCAAAAGCUAUAUAUGUAGCACACUGGUUUCUGAAGUGUCUGGCCUGGUACGUUCUGGACGAAACUGUACGCGCAUAUGUUUUGGUGAACACGAAACAUGUUCUUGUGUAAUAAACGCAAGUUUACUUUGUUACUUAGUUAAUAUAUAUUGUGGAAAUGUUGAAUGUGAAUAACAGGAGAAAUAAAGCAGACUUUAUUGGAAAACUGUCUCGAACACCGCAUUUAAACUCGUGAUGAUACCACCGCAUUUAAACUCGUAAUGAUACUCGUAAUGAUACCACCGCAUUUAAACUCGUAAUGAUACCAUUUUAAAUUCAUUUAAUAACUUAUUUGUGUUGUAUCUAUGGCUUGUUCAUAAAAAGAUUUUGCUCGAAAAGGAAGUGCUGUAGUAGGUGCUGUAAACUUACUGCAUGCAUGGAGUUCGCGGAUGUAUUAACUUGUGAAAGUAUUCCAAAAGAAAAUGCAAUAUGUGUAUUAUACGAGGGCAGGUCCAGAAGUAAUGUCACAGCGUUCAUUUCACGGUUAUUUAUCAUUGUAUUAUAAUAAAGAUUAAAUAAACAUAUAAGCUAAAUCAAUUAUGAUUACACGUGUAAAUAUUAUUUUCUGGGGUCGUUUUAAAUACAUGUAGAACUGACGACAUUUCGGCGCACACAAAAAAGCGAUUCUUCCAUAAACAGGAAACAAAGAAAAAACAAUCACCAAUUAACAUCAAAACUAAUCAACUAGACAAAACUACCAUUUUUACGUCAGUUACGUCAUUCACGUGCGGCAGAUCAUCGUUACCAUGCUUUCUGGACAUGUUUAUGAUUUUUCAGAGUAUUGCUAAUAGAUCAAGGUACAUGGGUAGGACGUUUUUGUUUUCUUUUCAAUAUACACAUUUGUAUGGCUCUAUAAUGAUACUACUUUUGAAACAAUCCUUGUAUAUCUAAAUAUAUACCAGUAUAUUUAAAAGUGAUAAUAUAUCGUAAGUAACA